AUGAUCGAUUCCCCUCAAAUCUCAUCUGCCGGGCAAUCACAGUCGUCAGGAUGGCAUCAGCCCAAUAUUCCUAUAGAUCUUCCAAACAUCAACCGAAUAGUUCCAUUCCCAGGUAUCAUCGUGGAGGAUAUCCCGAUAUCCAGCUCGACAAGCCUCUCGUGCAUUGAUGCCACUUCUGAUCCCGAUUGUCCGAUGACGAAAAGCAAAUUGGACAUGUGGUCAACCUACGCCAGAGAGGUGUUCUCUCAAGACCACAAUCCGUUGGAGAAGGGACUUCCAUGUGCAGCAUGGUUCAAAUCAGGAUACAGCGAACGCAAAAAAGGACAUUUGACUUUUCAAUUACCCAAACCCAUACCCAGGACUGAAGAGAUGCUAGAUACGCAAGUCUGCUCUGUUAGUACUGCUCCUCCCCAAUUGCCACCAAGUAUCAUACCAUCGUUCGCACCUGUGUCCACGCCAAGCCAGGGCUUCAAUCACCGCCCCACGCAUACUCGAGUGACCGGAGAUAGAGUGAUCGACACAAAUGGGAUGUUAAUGUGGCUGAGCAAUUAUCACGAAUCCGUAGUGAAUCAAAUGUCGAAAGAAUACACCAAUAUACUAAUACGAAAGACCGUAGGAACCGGUAAUGAUGAGAAACUUCAGAAGCUUUUAUCACUAGUUGCUGCUCGUAUUUGUGAGACGUAUAAGACUGAUCUGGAUAUGUUGACCAUAAGGCAUCUGGACGAAGAUCCGAAGAUGAUCUUAGAUCAGUUGAUAGAAGGGACUAGAGCUUUGUUGGAGGAGGCUUCGAAUGACAGUCGGUGGUUGAUCGCCAAGGUCAAGGGUAAGAGAAUCCGUCAGUGGAACGUCGAGAGCUCCAAAUUUAAGGGAGGGAAUAGUUCGAGGACGGGUAAAAGUAGGAAAAGGAAAAUAAUUGAGACGCAAUUUUGA
Kwoniella mangroviensis CBS 8507 is the source of this 930-nucleotide messenger RNA. RefSeq lists its product as uncharacterized. The record is from RefSeq and is a predicted model, not a curated record. Bases 1 to 930 code for a protein of 309 amino acids. The transcript has 2 exons. Lineage: Eukaryota; Fungi; Basidiomycota; Tremellomycetes; Tremellales; Cryptococcaceae.